Molecule: messenger RNA, 14611 nt
Organism: Jaculus jaculus (lesser Egyptian jerboa)
Lineage: Eukaryota; Metazoa; Chordata; Mammalia; Rodentia; Dipodidae
Gene: Dnah5
Product: dynein axonemal heavy chain 5
Exons: 79
Coding region: 141-13997 (4618 amino acids)
Biological process (GO): microtubule-based movement
Cellular component (GO): dynein complex
Molecular function (GO): minus-end-directed microtubule motor activity; dynein light intermediate chain binding; dynein intermediate chain binding
Source: RefSeq, a predicted model, not a curated record
UCUUGCAUGUGGAGACACAUAGCAAUGAAUUUCUGGUCCUCCUGGGGUCUUUUUAUCUGAAGUCUGCUGGGGGAUGAAGAGGUCUCCCUGGAGUUAGAAGAACAUUCUGGAAGAGCCUCUAGGCAGAGCAGAUUGCUGUGAUGUUUAGGAUUGGCAGGCGACAGCUCUGGAAGCAGAGUGUCACUCGAGUCUUGACGCAAAGGCUAAAAGAAGAGAAGGAAGCCAAACGGGCCUGCUUGGAUGGGCGGCAUGACUACCUGUUUGCCAUUGUGGCUCUCUGCCUGGACCUGAACAAAGUCGAAGUGGAAGAUGCCAUUCUUGAAGGGAGCCAGAUUGAAAGAAUUAAUCAACUUUUUGUCGUUGGAGGUUCCUGUCAUCUCAUGUUUUACUAUCAGGACGUGGAGGCACCAGAAACAGGACAGGUUGGCUCUCCAGGAGGGGCAAAUUUCGUUUCUGGAAAGGUGAAGAAAUGCAAGGUGUUUGUGACUGAAGGGAGAGACGUUGCUCUUCUGGGUGUGGGUGUGUUCUUCUCCAGAUCUGAUCCGUCCCAGGCCGUGACGACGGAGAACAUCCACCGGGAGCUCAGCUUCAACGUCUUAGAUGCCGCCGAUGGGGGCCUGCUCAACAGCGUGAGGCGUCUGCUUGCUCACGUCUUCAUUCCAGCUCUCAGGGCCUCAAGCCGCGGCUGGGCUGAGCUGGAGGGACUUGAGGAUGCGCCUAGUAUUCAGAAGGAGUUCCUGAACUCUCUGGAAGGUUUCGUGGGCAUCCUGUCAGGUGCACAGGAGAGUCUGAGGGAGAAGGUAAAUCUUCAGAAAUGUGACAUAGUUGAGCUGAAAUCCCCGAAGGAACCCAUGGACUAUUUGGCUCUUGCUAGUAACCCUGAGACGUUGGAAAAAGUAGAGGGUUGUAUGAAAGUAUGGAUCAAGCAGACAGAACAGGUCCUUGCUGAGAACGAGCAGCUGCGGAAGGAAGCGGACGACGCCGGGCCCCGCGCAGAGCUGGAGCACUGGAGGCGGCGGCUCUCCAAAUUCAACUCCCUUGGAGAGCAGCUGAGGGGCGCCGACGUGAAGGCUGUUCUCGCCGUGCUGGCCGCGGCCAGAUCCAAGCUGCUGAAGACGUGGCGGGAGACAGAUGUUCGAAUCACUGAUGCAGUGAACGAAGCAAAGGACAACGUUAAAUAUUUGUACACACUGGAGAAAUGCUGUGACCCUCUGUACAGCAGUGACCCUAUAUCCAUGAUUGAUACUAUUCCUACACUUAUCCAUGCCAUUAAAAUGAUCUAUAGCAUCUCUCACUACUACAACACCUCCGAAAGGAUCACAUCUCUGUUUGUAAAGGUGACAAAUCAGAUGAUAUCUGCAUGCAAAGCUCACAUCACCAACAAUGGGACUGCUUCCAUCUGGAGCCAGCCUCAGGAUGUUGUUAUGGAAAAAAUAUUGUCUGCAAUCAAACUUAAGCAGGAAUAUCAGAACUGUUUUCAGAAGACAAAACAAAAGCUUAAACAAAACCCGAGUGAGAAACAAUUUGAAUUCAGUGAGAUGUAUAUAUUCGGAAAAUUUGAAACCUUCCACAGACGUCUCUCCAAGAUAAUGGACAUCUUUGCAACUUUCAGGACAUAUGCAGUUCUGCAAGAUUCUAAAAUUGAGGGGUUGGAAGACAUGGUCAUUAAAUACCAGGACAUUGUAGCAACCAUAAAGAAAAAGGAAUAUAACUUUUUAGACCAGCGGAAGAUGGAUUUUGACCAGGAUUAUGAAGAAUUUCGCAAGCAAAUUAGUGGACUUCAUAAUGAAUUGCAGAAGUUCAUGGAUGUUACAUUUGAAAAGAUUCAAAACACAAAUCAAGCUCUAAGUAUGUUAAAGAAAUUUGAAAGAUUGAACAUACCUAAUCUCGGCAUUGAUGACAAAUACCGAGUGAUCUUCCAGACCUUUGCAGCUGACAUUGAUAUGAUUUCUAAGCUGUAUACGAAGCAGAAACAUGACCCUCCUUUGGCUCGCAACCAGCCUCCCAUCGCUGGGAAGAUCUUGUGGGCCAGGCAGCUGUUCCACCGGCUUGAGCAGCCCAUGCAACUCCUCCAGCAGCACCCUGCGGUGCUGAGGACGGCCGAGGCCAAGCCCGUAAUCCGCAGUUACAACAGGACAGCCAAGGUCCUCCUGGAGUUUGAGGUCCUCUACCACAGAGCGUGGCUUCAGCAGAUAGAAGGCAUUCACAUAGGCCUUGAGGCAUCUUUGCUGGUGAAGGCACCAGACACAGGGGAAUUGUUUGUGAACUUCGAUCCCCAGAUAUUCAUCUUAUUCAGAGAAACCGAGUGCAUGUCACAGAUGGGUCUGGAAGUCUCACCUUUUGCAGCUGCCCUUUUCCAGAACAGGGAUAUAUACAAAAAGAACUUCAGUAACAUGAAGAUGAUGCUGUCUGAAUACCAAAGAGUGAAGUCAAAAAUGCCUCCUGCCAUUGAACAACUGAUGGCCCCACAUUUGGCCAAGGUGGGUGAAGCUCUUCAGCCAGGCUUGACUGCUCUGACCUGGACGUCACUAAAUAUUGGGACAUUCUUAGAACACGCCUCUUCAAAGAUCAAGAACUUGGAGCUGCUGCUGGAUCGCGUGAAUGAUUUGAUCGAGUUCCGCAUUGAGGCCAUUCUCGAGGAGAUGGGCAGCACACCGCUGUGCCAGCUCCCCCACGAGGAGCCCCUUACCUGUGAAGCCUUCCUGCAAAUGACAAAGGAUCUGUGUGUGAAUGGGGCUCAGAUGCUGCAUUUUAAAAGCUCACUAGUAGAGGAAGCAGUCAGCGAGCUGAUAACUGUGUUACUGGAUGUUGAAGUCCCAUCUAAGGACGGUGGAGAGGCGUCCACUGAGAACACUGUAGAUUCUAACAAGGAAGCCUUAGCAAAAAGAGAAGGAUUUUCUGAGCCCUUGGCAUCUUCCCUGAGUGCUGGAGCUGGCCUGGCAUCUUUGGCAACCACCACAAGAAAGAAGAGAGAGACUGAAAUGUUAGAGGAAGCUUGUGAGCUCCUUUCUCAUUUCAACCAUCAAAACAUGGAUGCUCUCCUGAAAGUAACACGGAAUGCACUGGAGGCCAUUCGGAAACGCAUUCAUUCCUCUCACAUCUUUAACUUUUUAGACAGUAGCAGUGUGUCCAAGAUGAAAGAGAACACGCCUCCCAUUUUCCGGGCCAACAUCACUCUAGCCAUCCCCAACAUCGUGAUGAGCCCUGCCCUGGAAGACAUACAGCAGACACUGAACAAAGCCGUGGAGUGCAUCGUCAGUGUCCCCAAGGGGGUCAGGCAGUGGAGCAGCGAGCUGCCGUGCAAGAAAAAGAUGCACGAAAGAAAAAUGCCUGCCUUGCAGCAAAACGGAGACAGCGAUUCUGACGCUGACGGGGGAGAGAGUGAACUUCAAGAAACCUUAGAGAUAGCUUCUGUCAACUUACCCAUUCCUGUGCAGACCAAGAAUUAUUAUAAGAAUAUUUCUGAGAACAAAGAGAUUGUAAAACUAGUCUCUGUGCUUAGCACAAUUAUCAACUCCACCAAAAAGGAAGUUAUUACAUCCAUGGAUCGCUUCAAACGCUACAAUCACAUUUGGCAGAAGGAGAAAGAAGAAACUAUCAUGACAUUUAUUAUGCAAAACCCUUUGCUUGCUGAAUUCGAGUCCCAGAUUCUUUAUUUCCAAAAGUUGGAGCAGGAGAUUAAUGCCGAGCCUGAGUGUGUCUGUGUGGGUUCCAUAGCACUGUACACAGCUGACUUGAAGUUUUCCCUGACUGCUGAGACAAAAGCCUGGAUGGUGGUCAUUGGCCGCCACUGUAACAAAAAAUUCAAGAGCGAGAUGGAAAACAUUUUUAUGCUUGUUGAAGAAUUCCAUAAGAAACUGAAUCGUCCCAUUAAGGACCUUGAUGACAUUCGGAUUGCAAUGGCAGCCCUGCAAGAAAUCAGGAAGCAGCAAAUCUCCACUGACUUCCAAGUGGGACCCAUUGAGGAAUCAUAUGCCCUACUUAACAAAUACGGACUUCUGGUGGCCAAAGAGGAGCUGGACCAGGCUGACACCCUGCGCUAUGUUUGGGAGAAGCUGCUGACCCGGGCUGGGGAAGUUCAGAACCAGCUGGUCUCACUGCAGCCCAGUUUCAGGAAAGAGUUGAUUAGCAAGGUGGAGGUCUUCCUCCAAGACUGCCACCAGUUUUAUCAGGACUAUGACUUGAAUGGCCCAAUGGCAAGCGGGUUGAAGCCCCAGGAAGCCAGUGACAGGCUUAUCAUGUUUCAGAAUCAGUUUGAUAACAUCUAUCGUAAAUACAUCACCUAUACGGGAGGAGAGGAACUUUUUGGUCUGCCAGUUACACAGUAUCCUCAGCUUCUUGAAAUAAAGAAGCAACUAAGUCUUCUACAGAAAAUAUACAGCCUGUACAACGGUGUCACAGAAACUGUAAAUAGUUAUCAGGACACCCUGUGGUCAGAAGUGAAUAUUGAAAAAAUCACCAGUGAGCUCUUGGAGUUCCAGAACAGGUGUCGGAAGCUGCCCCGGGCCGUGAAGGACUGGCAGGCUUUUUUGGACCUGAAGAAGACCGUUGAUGAUUUUAGCGAGUGUUGCCCCCUGCUGGAGUACAUGGCCAACAAAGCCAUGACGGGGAGGCACUGGAAGAGAAUAUCUGCUCUCACCGGGCACAGCCUGGACGUGGGCCAUGAAACCUUCAAGUUGAGAAAUAUCAUGGAGGCGCCUCUUCUGAAAUACAAAGAGGAGAUAGAGGACAUCUGCAUCAGUGCGGUGAAAGAGAGGGACAUUGAAGAGAAGCUGGAGCAGGUGAUUAAUGAGUGGGACAGCAGAACCUUCUCAUUCGGCAGCUUUAAGAGCCGUGGAGAGCUCCUCCUGAGAGGAGACAGCACCUCGGAAAUCAUCGCCAGCGCGGAGGACAGCCUGAUGCUGCUGGGCUCGCUCCUGAGCAACAGGUACAAUAUGCCAUUUAAAGCCCAGAUUCAGAAGUGGGUGCGGCUUCUUGCUAACUCAACAGACAUCAUCGAGAACUGGAUGACAGUGCAAACUUUGUGGAUUUAUCUAGAAGCUGUCUUUGUGGGAGGAGACAUCGCUAAGCAACUGCCCAAGGAAGCCAAGCGCUUUUCCAAUAUUGAUAAAUCCUGGGUGAAGAUCAUGACUCGGGCUCACGAAAUGCCGAAUGUUGUUCAGUGCUGUGUUGGAGAUGAGACCCUGGGGCAGCUUCUGCCACAUUUGUUGGACCAGUUGGAAAUAUGUCAGAAAUCCCUCACAGGAUAUCUGGAGAAAAAGCGACUGAGCUUCCCUCGGUUCUUCUUUGUCUCAGAUCCCACGUUGCUGGAGAUUCUGGGGCAGGUGUCCGACUCUCACACCAUACAGGCUCAUUUGCUGAAUGUGUUUGACAACAUUAAAACUGUGAAGUUCCAUGACAAGAUCUAUGAUAAAAUUCUAUCAAUCUCCUCUCGCGAGGGUGAGACAAUUGAGCUGGACAAGCCCGUGGUGGCCGAGGGCAACGUGGAGGUCUGGCUUAACUCUCUCCUGGAGGAAUCUCAGUCCUCUUUACACAGUGUGAUUCGUCAGGCAGCUGCGAUGAUUCAAGAGACAGGUUUCCAUUUGACUGAAUUUCUUUCUUCCUUCCCUGCUCAGGUUGGGCUAUUAGGAAUUCAAAUGAUAUGGACACGAGAUUCAGAAGAAGCCCUACGAAAUGCAAAGCUUGACAAGAGAAUCAUGCAGAAAACCAAUCAGUCUUUUCUGGAUCUACUAAACACUCUGAUAGACAUUACCACAAAGGAGCUGAGUUCUGUGGAACGAGUUAAAUAUGAGACUCUGAUUACUAUUCAUGUCCACCAAAGAGACAUCUUUGAUGACCUGUGUCGCAUGCAUGUCAAGAGCCCAACGGACUUUGAGUGGCUGAAACAGUGCAGAUUUUACUUUAAUGAAGAUUCCGACAAGAUGAUGAUCCACAUCACAGAUGUGGCUUUCAUAUAUCAGAACGAGUUUUUAGGCUGCACUGACAGGCUUGUCAUAACUCCACUCACAGACAGGUGCUACAUCACAUUGGCUCAAGCCCUGGGGAUGAGCAUGGGUGGAGCCCCUGCUGGGCCUGCAGGAACGGGCAAGACAGAAACCACCAAGGACAUGGGACGAUGUCUUGGGAAGUAUGUGGUGGUUUUCAACUGCUCAGACCAGAUGGAUUUCCGAGGACUUGGGCGGAUAUUUAAAGGGCUGGCACAGUCUGGAUCCUGGGGUUGUUUUGAUGAAUUUAACCGUAUUGAUCUACCAGUUCUCUCAGUUGCAGCUCAGCAAAUUUCCAUUAUUCUAACAUGUAAAAAAGAGCGUAAAAAGUCUUUUAUUUUUACUGAUGGUGAUAAUGUGACUAUGAACCCUGAAUUUGGACUUUUUCUCACCAUGAACCCUGGCUAUGCUGGGCGUCAGGAACUCCCUGAGAACCUGAAGAUCAACUUCCGCUCGGUAGCGAUGAUGGUCCCCGACCGUCAGAUCAUCAUCAGGGUGAAGCUGGCCAGCUGUGGCUUCGUUGACAACGUUGUCCUGGCCAGGAAGUUUUUCACCCUCUACAGGCUGUGUGAGGAGCAGCUGUCUAAGCAGGUCCAUUAUGACUUUGGUCUGCGCAACAUCCUGUCAGUGCUGCGCACUCUCGGCGCAGCAAAAAGAGCCAGCCCCACGGACGCAGAGUCCACCAUUGUCAUGCGUGUGCUACGCGACAUGAACCUUUCCAAGCUGAUUGAUGAGGAUGAGCCCCUAUUUUUGAGUUUGAUUGAUGAUCUCUUCCCAAAUAUUCUUCUGGACAAGGCAGGUUACCCUGAACUGGAAACAGCAAUUAGUAAGCAGAUUGAGGAAGCUGGCUUAAUCAACCACCCUCCUUGGAAGCUGAAAGUCAUCCAGCUGUUUGAAACCCAGAGGGUGAGGCAUGGGAUGAUGACCCUGGGGCCGAGUGGAGCAGGAAAAACCACGUGCAUCCACACCCUGAUGAAAGCUAUGACCGAUUGUGGAAAACCACAUCGGGAAAUGAGAAUGAACCCCAAAGCAAUUACUGCGCCGCAGAUGUUUGGCCGGCUCGAUGUGGUGACAAACGAUUGGACCGAUGGGAUAUUUUCUACCCUUUGGAGGAAAACAUUGAAAGCCAAGAAAGGGGAACACAUCUGGAUAGUUCUUGAUGGUCCAGUUGACGCCAUCUGGAUUGAGAAUCUGAACUCCGUUUUGGAUGAUAAUAGAACUUUAACCCUGGCCAAUGGUGACCGGAUCCCCAUGGCUCCAAACUGCAAGAUAGUUUUCGAGCCGCAUAACAUUGACAAUGCCUCUCCUGCCACCGUCUCAAGAAAUGGAAUGGUUUUCAUGAGUUCUUCUAUCCUUGAUUGGAGUCCCAUUCUUGAGGGUUUUCUCAGGACGCGCCCUCCCGCCGAGGCGGACACCCUGCGCCAGCUGUACGCAGAGUCUUUCCCGGACCUGUACCGCUUCAGCGUGCAGAGCCUGGAGCACAAGACCGAGGUGCUGGAGGCCUUCGUGGUCACGCAGAGCGUGCACAUGCUGCAAGGUCUCAUCCCUCCCAAGGAGCAGGCCGUGGAGGUGCGCGCGGAGCACCUGGGGCGGCUGUUCGUGUUCGCGCUGAUGUGGAGCGUGGGCGCGGCGCUGGAGCUGGACGGCCGCCGGCGCCUGGAGCUCUGGCUGCGCUCCCGGCAGGAGCCCGCGCUGCCGCUGCCCCCCGCGGGGGACCCCAUGUUCGACUUCUACGUGGACGCCCACGGUAACUGGAUGCACUGGAGCACGCGCACGCAGGAGUUCGUGUAUCCACCCGACAGCACCCCAGAAUACAGCUCCAUCCUGGUUCCAAAUGUUGACAACGUGAGGACUGACUUUUUAAUUAAAACCAUCGCUAAGCAAGGCAAGGCUGUUUUGUUAAUUGGUGAACAAGGAACAGCUAAAACUGUCAUCAUCAAAGGAUUUAUGUCAAAAUAUGACCCCGAAAGUCACAUGGUGAAGAGUCUGAACUUUUCUUCUGCGACCACGCCGCUGAUGUUUCAGAGGACAAUAGAGAGCUACGUGGAUAAACGCAUGGGCACAACAUAUGGCCCUCCUGCAGGCAAGAAGAUGACUGUCUUUAUUGAUGAUGUGAACAUGCCAGUCAUCAAUGAAUGGGGAGAUCAGGUCACUAAUGAGAUUGUAAGGCAGCUGAUGGAGCACAGUGGCUUCUAUAACCUAGAGAAGCCUGGGGAGUUUACCAGCAUCGUGGACAUCCAGUUCUUGGCAGCCAUGAUCCAUCCUGGGGGUGGACGCAAUGACAUUCCCCAAAGACUCAAGAGGCAGUUCUCUGUCUUCAACUGCACCUUACCCUCUGACGCUUCUGUGGACAAGAUCUUUGGUGUAAUCGGGGUAGGCCACUACUGUGCCCAGCGGGGUUUUUCAGAGGAGGUGCGAGAUGCAGUGAUGAGACUGGUGCCCCUGACACGCCGCCUGUGGCAGGUGACCAAGGUUAAGAUGCUUCCCACACCUGCAAAAUUCCACUACGUGUUCAACCUUCGCGAUCUCUCUAGAAUCUGGCAAGGGAUGCUGAACACAACUUCAGAGGUCAUCAGGGAACCUGAUGAGCUGCUAAGGCUGUGGAAACACGAGUGUAAGCGUGUGAUAGCUGACCGCUUCAUUGUGUCUGAGGACGUGACCUGGUUUGAUAAGGCUUUAGUCAGGUUGGUGGAGGAGGAGCUUGGUGAAGAGAAAACACCCGUGGUGGACUGUGGGGUUGACGCUUAUUUCGUGGAUUUCUUGAGGGAUGCACCGGAAGCUCCAGGUGAAACGUCUGAGGAGGCUGAUGCUGAAAUGCCCAAAAUUUAUGAGCCAAUAGAAUCCUUUCAUCACCUAAGGGAGCGUCUCAAUGUGUUCCUGCAGCUCUAUAAUGAGAGCGUCCGUGGCCCUGGCAUGGACAUGGUGUUCUUUGUGGAUGCGAUGGUCCACUUGGUCAAGAUCUCUCGAGUCAUUCGCACUCCUCGGGGAAAUGCCCUCCUCGUUGGGGUGGGUGGAUCAGGAAAGCAGAGCCUGACAAGACUGGCUUCGUUCAUUGCUGGUUAUACCUCCUUCCAGAUCACUUUGACAAGAUCCUAUAACACGUCGAAUCUGAUGGAAGACCUGAAGGUUUUGUAUAGGACUGCUGGUCAGCAGGGCAAAGGAGUCACUUUUAUUUUCACAGACAAUGAGAUCAAAGAUGAGUCGUUUUUGGAAUAUAUGAACAAUGUCCUGUCAUCGGGUGAGGUCUCCAACCUAUUUGCUCGGGAUGAAAUUGAUGAAAUUACUAGUGACCUAACACCAGUCAUGAAAAAGGAACAUCCCAGGCGCCCACCCACCAACGACAACCUGUAUGAGUACUUCAUGAGCCGAGUCCGAGGGAACCUUCACAUUGUGCUCUGCUUUUCGCCGGUGGGGGAGAAAUUCCGAAACCGAGCUUUGAAGUUUCCUGCCCUGAUUUCAGGAUGUACCAUUGACUGGUUCAGUCGGUGGCCCAAGGAUGCCUUAGCUGCUGUGUCUGAACACUUCCUUGCAUCCUAUGCCAUUGACUGUGGUGUGGACACCAAGAAGGAGGUGGUGCAGUGUAUGGCCUCCUUCCAGGAUGCAGUGGCCGAGAAGUGUGCCGAUUACUUCCGGAGAUUCCGGCGUUCUGCCCACGUGACACCCAAAUCAUACCUCUCGUUUAUCCAAGGCUAUAAGCUCAUAUAUGAGGAGAAGCUCAAGGAAGUGCAGACCCUGGCCACCAGAAUGAACAGUGGACUGGAAAAACUGAAGGAAGCUUCGGACUCGGUCGCAGCCCUGAGCAGGGAGCUGGCAGUCAAAGAAAAGGAGCUCGAAGUGGCCAAUGAGAAGGCUGAUGCGGUGCUAAAAGAGGUGACGAUGAAGGCGCAGGCGGCUGAGAAGGUCAAGGCGGAGGUGCAGAAAGUGAAGGACAAGGCGCAGGCCAUUGUGGACGGCAUCUCCAAAGACAAAGCCAUCGCUGAGGAGAAGCUGGAAGCUGCAAGGCCGGCUCUGGAGGAGGCCGAGGCAGCGCUGCAGACCAUCAAGCCCUCGGACAUCGCCACGGUGCGCACGCUGGGCCGGCCGCCGCACCUCAUCAUGCGCAUCAUGGACUGCGUGCUGCUGCUGCUCCACAGGAAGGUGCACGCGGUGCGGGCCGGCGCCGACCGAAGCUGCGCCGCGCCCUCCUGGCAGGAGUCCUUGAAGCUGAUGACCGCCGGCAACUUUCUGCAGAACUUACAGCAAUUCCCCAAAGAUACAAUCAAUGAAGAAGUGAUAGAACUUCUGAGCCCUUACUUUGAAAUGGCUGACUACAACAUCGAGACAGCGAAACGUGUGUGUGGGAAUGUCGCUGGUCUUUGUUCCUGGACCAAAGCCAUGGCUUCUUUCUUUUCGAUAAACAAGGAGGUGCUGCCUCUGAAGGCCAACUUGGCGGUGCAGGAAAAUCGCCACGUCCUGGCCAUGCAGGACCUGCAGACAGCCCAGGCGGAGCUGGACGAGAAGCAAGCGGAGCUCGACAUGGUGCAGGCGGAGUAUGAACAGGCCAUGGCUGAAAAGCAGACUUUACUCGAAGAUGCAGAGAGGUGCAGACAUAAGAUGCAGACAGCUUCCACACUCAUCAGCGGCUUGGCAGGUGAAAAAGAACGAUGGACAGAGCAAAGCAAGGAGUUUGCUGCACAAACGAAACGACUUGCAGGGGAUGUGUUGCUGGCUACAGCCUUCUUAUCAUAUGCUGGGCCAUUUAACCAAGAGUUUCGAGAUCUGCUGUUAAAUGAUUGGAAGAAAGAAAUGAAAUCCCGUAACAUUCCAUUUGGAAGCGACCUGAAUCUCAGUGACAUGUUGAUUGACGCCCCUACUGUUAGUGAAUGGAACCUCCAAGGCCUGCCAAAUGAUGCCCUGUCGGUCCAGAAUGGGAUUAUUGUCACAAAGGCAUCACGCUACCCUUUGCUCAUCGAUCCGCAGACUCAGGGAAAGAUGUGGAUUAAAAAUAAAGAAAGCCAAAAUGAACUCCAGAUCACAUCUCUCAACCACAAAUACUUCCGAAACCACUUGGAGGACAGCCUUUCUCUCGGACGGCCUUUGCUGAUAGAGGAUGUUGGCGAGGAACUAGAUCCGGCUCUGGAUAAUGUGUUGGAAAGGAACUUCAUUAAAAGUGGAUCGACCUUUAAGGUGAAAGUUGGUGACAAGGAAGUGGAUGUUAUGGAUGGGUUUAAACUCUAUAUCACCACCAAACUUCCCAAUCCAGCCUACACCCCGGAAAUAAGUGCUCGAACCUCCAUAAUUGAUUUCACUGUCACCAUGAAAGGUUUGGAGGAUCAGUUACUGGGGAGAGUCAUCCUCACAGAGAAGCAGGAAUUGGAGAAAGAAAGAACUCAUCUUAUGGAAGAUGUAACUGCAAACAAAAGAAGGAUGAAGGAGCUAGAAGACAAUUUGCUUUAUCGGCUGACAAGCACUCACGGGUCUCUGGUGGAAGAUGAGCGCCUCGUUCUGGUGCUGAGUAAUACCAAAAAAACAGCCGAGGAGGUGACACAGAAACUGGAAAUUUCUGCUGAGACAGAAAGUCAAAUUAACUCAGCCCGGGAGGAAUACCGACCUGUUGCCGUACGGGGCAGCGUCCUCUACUUCCUCGUUGCCGAGAUGCGCUUGGUUAAUGAGAUGUACCAGACUUCGCUCCGCCAGUUCCUGCGCUUGUUUGACCUUUCCUUGGCCAGGUCUGUCAAGAGCCCAAUUACAAGCAAGAGGAUUGCUAACAUCAUUGAGCACAUGACCUAUGAGGUGUUCAAAUAUGCUGCCCGAGGCUUGUAUGAGGAGCACAAAUUCCUGUUCACUUUGUUGCUGACUCUAAAGAUUGACAUCCAGAGGAACAGAGUCAAGCAUGAAGAGUUCCUCACUCUUGUUAAAGGUGGUGCCUCACUGGAUCUGAAAGCCUGUCCCCCUAAACCAGCAAAGUGGAUUCUGGACAUGACUUGGCUGAACUUGGUGGAGCUUAGCAAGCUCAGGCAGUUUUCAGACAUCCUUGAUCAGAUAUCAAGAAACGAGAAAAUGUGGAAAACCUGGUUUGAUAAGGAAAACCCAGAGGAAGAGCCUCUCCCAAACGCUUACGAUCAAUCUCUUGACUGCUUCAGACGCCUUCUUCUCAUUCGGUCUUGGUGUCCCGAUAGAACCAUUGCCCAGGCCCGCAAGUACAUAAUGGACUCCAUGGGAGAAAAUUAUGCAGAAGGAGUUGUCCUGGACUUGGAAAAGACAUGGGAGGAAUCUGACCCACGGACACCACUUAUCUGCCUCCUGUCUAUGGGCUCAGACCCCACAGAGUCUAUCAUUGCCUUGGGGAAGAGACUAAAAAUAGAAACCCGUUUUGUGUCUAUGGGCCAGGGCCAGGAGGUCCACGCACGGAAGCUCUUGCAUCAGUCCAUGGCAAAUGGAGGAUGGGCACUUCUACAGAACUGCCACCUGGGGCUUGAUUUCCUGGAUGAGCUAAUGGACAUAAUCACAGAAACUGAGUCUGUCCACGGUGCUUUCCGCCUGUGGAUGACCACCGAGGUUCAUAAGCAGUUUCCCAUUACGCUCCUUCAGAUGUCCAUUAGAUUUGCCAAUGAGCCCCCACAGGGCCUCCGAGCGGGACUGAAAAGAACGUACGGAGGUGUGAGUCAAGACCUGCUGGAUGUGAGUGUUGGGGCCCAGUGGAAGCCCAUGCUAUACGCAGUGGCCUUUCUCCACUCCACUGUUCAGGAGAGGCGCAAGUUUGGUCCUCUGGGAUGGAAUAUCCCCUAUGAGUUUAAUCAAGCAGACUUCAAUGCCACUGUUCAGUUCAUUCAAAACCAUCUAGAUGAUAUGGACAUCAAAAAGGGCGUGUCCUGGACCACCAUCCGCUACAUGGUCGGGGAGAUCCAGUAUGGAGGCAGAGUCACAGACGAGUACGAUAAGAGGUUGCUAAACACAUUCGCCAAGGUUUGGUUCAGCGAGAGCAUGUUUGGAUCAGAUUUCACCUUUUAUCAAGGAUACAGUAUUCCCAAAUGCAGCACGGUGGAGAGCUACCUCCAGUAUAUCCAGAGCUUGCCAGCCUAUGACAGCCCUGAGGUGUUUGGCCUGCACCCUAAUGCCGACAUCGCCUACCAGAGCAAGCUGGCCAAGGAUGUUUUGGACACCAUCUUGGGUAUCCAACCCAAGGACAGCUCUGGUGGAGGGGAUGAGACACGGGAGGCUGUGGUAGCCCGGCUGGCGGACGACAUGAUGGAGAAGCUGCCCACAGACUACAUCCCAUUUGAAGUAAAAGAGAGGCUACAAAAGAUGGGGGCUUUCCAGCCAAUGAACAUCUUCCUCCGGCAGGAGGUAGACAGGAUGCAGCGGGUGCUCAGUCUGGUCCGCAGUACCUUGACUGAGCUCAAGCUCGCUAUCGACGGCACCAUCGUCAUGAGCGAAAAUCUCCGUGAUGCGUUGGACUGCAUGUUUGAUGCCAGAAUCCCAGCUCAGUGGAAAAAAGCAUCCUGGGUUUCAAGUACCUUGGGUUUCUGGUUUACUGAACUUCUAGAAAGGAAUUGUCAGUUUGCGUCCUGGGUUUUCAAUGGCCGGCCCCACUGCUUCUGGAUGACGGGCUUUUUCAACCCCCAAGGAUUUUUAACUGCAAUGCGACAGGAAAUAACUCGGGCCAACAAAGGAUGGGCACUGGACAGUAUGGUGCUCUGCAAUGAAGUCACCAAAUGGAUGAAGGAUGAUAUUUCUGCCCCUCCUGCGGAGGGCGUCUAUGUCUAUGGCUUAUACCUUGAAGGAGCUGGCUGGGACAAGAGGAACAUGAAACUCACUGAAUCUAAACCAAAAGUGCUCUUUGAGCCAAUGCCGGUCAUAAGGAUCUAUGCAGAGAACAACGCCGAAAGAGAUCCUGGGUUUUACUCCUGCCCCAUCUACAAGAAACCAGUUCGAACGGACUUAAACUAUAUUGCUGCUGUGGACCUCAGGACAGCCCAGGCCCCGGGACACUGGGUGCUUCGCGGGGUCGCCCUUCUCUGUGAUGUCAAGUAGUAAGCAAGUGCCUCCAGCCACAGCUUUGCAACAUGCAGAGUAUAUGCUAUAGCCUGUUUUUCUCUGUGAGUGUUGGCCAGUGUAGAAAUCAAAGUGGUCCUCAGUUAAUGAGUUACUAGACUUUCUGUUUCAUUGGAUGAUUAGAUACAUUGUAUGUGUCAUAUCAUUAGGGAUAAACCUCUGCAUUUGUGGGAAAAGUUCUUUAAUGAUUUCAAAACUUAAUUUACAACUUCCUAAUGAAUUAUUGCUCUCAAGUCUCCAAUAAUGUAUUUUCUUCUCAUUUCCCUCUGCAGACUAACUAGCUUAAGGAGUUAUUCUCCUAUUGACAUGUGUCAGGUGACAGGCAGGUUAUGCAGGGUGAUAUGAAAAGUUUGCGGUGAGUUUGCUCCCCUUCUUUUUGCAUGUACGUCAGGUUGGGAUAAUUAUUUUCAGGGCUUCAAGCAGCAAAGUAGAAAGAUCUUUUUAAAAAGGAAAGACUGGAAGAAUUGGUUAAAAUUGCAAAUAGACAAGUCAGGUAAACCUAGAGAAUAACCCUACAUGAUUAUGUUCAAUUGCAUCUGUAAUUAGUGACAAGAAGCCAAUGUAUGCCUAAUAAUAAAGUUAAAGUGAAUAGA